UCCAGAAUAUCAGAUGAAAUAAGUUACAGCGUUUGUUUUAUUUUAUUUCAGUUACUGCUUCAAACUACAAAAUGGAGCUUUUUAAACUUUCUGUUCUGGCCUUUGCUCUAUAUACGCAGCUGGACACAGGUGUGUCAAGUUUCAGUGAGAACAUGGAUAACUGGUUCCUGGAGAACUGGCUGGGUGAUCCAGCAAAAAGUGGUUUCAAAUUGCACUUUGAUGACCUGCUGAAGCACUCUAAAACACAGCAGUUUCAUGGGCUAAUGGGCCGAAGCUUAGAAAUUUCUCAACCCCUGCAACUUGGUCAGAAAAAAAACAAUGGAGAGAUGUUUGUUGGACUGAUGGGCAAGAGACCUUCAAAGGAAGAUUAUGAAGCGGUACCGGACAAGCCACAGUAAUGCUAAUUAUGCAAACAACAUGAUUGGUUUUGCCUGCCUAUCACUAUAUAAUGCUGUCUUAUCUAAUUUAUAU
Neoarius graeffei (lesser salmon catfish) is the source of this 471-nucleotide messenger RNA. It is a transcript of the gene tac4, whose product is annotated as tachykinin precursor 4. The transcript is spliced from 5 exons. The record is from RefSeq and is a predicted model, not a curated record. Bases 72 to 398 code for a protein of 108 amino acids. NCBI's taxonomy places the organism in Eukaryota, Metazoa, Chordata, Actinopteri, Siluriformes, Ariidae.